Molecule: messenger RNA, 3284 nt
Organism: Lonchura striata (white-rumped munia)
Lineage: Eukaryota; Metazoa; Chordata; Aves; Passeriformes; Estrildidae
Gene: SOX8
Product: SRY-box transcription factor 8
Biological process (GO): negative regulation of transcription by RNA polymerase II; enteric nervous system development; morphogenesis of an epithelium
Cellular component (GO): nucleus
Molecular function (GO): DNA-binding transcription factor activity, RNA polymerase II-specific; RNA polymerase II cis-regulatory region sequence-specific DNA binding
Source: RefSeq, a predicted model, not a curated record
GAGCGCGGCGCGGGCAGCGCGGGCGGCGGCGGCGGCAGCGCGGAUCUCGGGCUGACUUUCGAGCCUCCCGCGUCUUUUUCUCCUUCUAGAACUUAUAAUUUCUGCUCGCGUUCCCGCGGCGCCCCGCGGAGGGCGCGCACCCCUCCGACCCCACAGCACCGCUCCGCCGGGCGGGCGCAACGCGCGGCCGGCCCGCCGAUGCUCAACAUGACCGAGGAGCGCGACAAAGCGCUGGAGGCUCCGUGCAGCCCCGCCGGCACCAGCAGCUCCAUGUCGCACGUGGACUCGGACUCGGACUCGCCGCUCUCCCCCGCCGGCUCCGAGGGGCUGGGCUGCGCCCCCGCGCCCGCCCCGCGCCCGCCGGGCGCCGCCGCCGCCGCGCUGGGGACCAAGGUGGACGCGGCCGAGGUGGACGAGCGCUUCCCCGCCUGCAUCCGCGACGCCGUCUCGCAGGUGCUCAAGGGCUACGACUGGAGCCUGGUGCCCAUGCCCGUCCGCGGCAACGGGUCGCUGAAAGCCAAGCCGCACGUCAAGCGGCCCAUGAACGCCUUCAUGGUGUGGGCGCAGGCCGCCCGCAGGAAGCUGGCGGAUCAGUACCCGCAUCUGCACAACGCCGAGCUCAGCAAGACGCUGGGCAAGCUGUGGCGUUUGCUGAGCGAAAACGAGAAGCGUCCCUUCGUGGAGGAAGCCGAGCGGCUCAGGGUGCAGCACAAAAAGGAUCACCCGGAUUACAAAUACCAGCCCCGGAGGAGGAAAAGCGUCAAAGCCGGGCAGAGCGACUCGGACUCGGGGGCUGAGCUCAGCCACCACGCCGGCACUCAGCUCUACAAGGCCGACACGGGGCUGGGGGGCAUGCCCGACUCCCACCACCACGGGGACCACACAGGCCAGCCCCACGGACCCCCCACGCCGCCCACCACCCCCAAAACCGACCUGCACCACGGCGGCAAGCAGGAGCUGAAGCACGAGGGCCGGCGCUUGGCGGAGAGCAGCCGCCAGAACAUCGACUUCAGCAACGUGGACAUCUCGGAGCUGAGCAGCGAGGUCAUCAACAACAUGGAGACCUUCGACGUGCACGAGUUCGACCAGUACCUGCCCCUGAACGGCCACGCCGCGCUGCCGGCCGAGCACGGCGCCGGCUCCUACGGCGCAUCCUACGCGCACUCGGGCGCGGCCGCCCAGGUGUGGACUCACAAGAGCCCGGCCUCGGCCUCCCCGACGGCCCCGGAGCCGGGCCAGCAGCGGCCCCACAUCAAGACGGAGCAGCUGAGCCCCAGCCACUACAGCGAGCAGCCCCACGGCUCCCCGGCGCACUCCGACUCCUACGGCUCCUACGGCGCCCAGCCUUGCGCCACCUCGGCCGCCCCGGCCGCCGCCUCCUCCUCCUCCUUCUCCAGCUCGCAGUGCGACUACACGGACCUGCAGAGCUCCAACUACUACAACCCCUACCCCGGCUACGCCUCCAGCCUCUACCAGUACCCCUAUUUCCACUCCUCGCGCCGCCCCUACGCCACCCCCAUCCUCAACGGGCUGUCCAUCCCACCGGCGCACAGCCCCACCGCCAACUGGGAGCAGCCCGUCUACACCACCCUGACCAGGCCUUAAAAGGAUUCCCGGAGCCUCCCCGGGCUCCCCUGGAAUUAUGCACUAAUGAAGGAAUGAGGAGGAAGAGCGUGGAGUGUUCCAAAGUGCCUCCUGAGCCGCUGGGAACUUUCUGCUGGUCGCCGCCUUGCUUCGGAACUCCGCCGAAAGGACAGAGCUCUAUUGUUGUUUUGUUUUUUUUUUUUUUCCUUUGAUUAGGGUUUAAGAAAUUAAAAAAAAACUCAAAAAAAACCCCACAAACAAACAAAGGACAAAAAAUUAAGAAUAAGAUGAAAAAAAUACAGCGGGAAAGGAAAAGGAUCGGUGAUGCCUUUUGAGUAAAUGAAGGACAAAAUGUUGGGCUGAGCCGAACUCGCUCGGCCUGGAAGUUUGGCCAAGUGCAAAACGUGGAGCAGGGGUGGAGACAAAACGACGACAAAAAAGCUGUUUGAGACUUUCAGGGUCUAUUGCAAUGUGAGGAACGGACCAACCUUGAGGGCAGGAACUCACUGGGACCAACAGGGAUGAGCCCCAAAAUCUCAGAAAAAUCCCGUGGGAAGAGUCUGAUGGGACCAACCAAUUCAGUGUCUGAAGUGUUUGUUGAUUUAUUUUUAUUUUUUUUUGUUUCAGUCAGGAGUUCUUCUAAGCAAGGUUUGGCUGUAAUUAACAUUUUGUUUUGGGGUUUUUUUUGUUUUGUUUUUGGAAGCUUCAAAUGUUUUCGGUUGUUUUGGUUUUGUUUUUUUUUUUUUUUAAAUCUGUUAAAUAUGUAUUUAUGUUCUGUAUUAUUUUGUCUUUUAAUUAAUGAAGUCGUUUUGUGCAAAACGGAAAAAAAAAGUAGAACUUUUAAAAGAUUUUAAAGAUGGGGGAGGGAGCCUAAAAAAAUUAGUGGAGAUGAUACAAUAAACUGGUGUUAUGAGUCUAUAGAUUUUCCUUGGUUUUUGGGUUUUUUUCAUUUUGGAACCGCUGCAGGAGCCGUGCUGGAGAGAGGGACUGAAGGAAUCCGCCUGGAAACUCCAAUGGGAAUGUCAAAUAACCGGGGGGGCAAUUACUAAUUCAAUUGGGAGGCUCAAAUGCUGCCUGAAAAGGGCAGGUGAUUUUCUGGCCACCUGUUUUGGGCUGUUAAAAUCGGAUUUCAGGAGUCUUCGGAGGCUUUCAGAACCAGGACUACUUUAAAGGAGCUGUAAUUCCAUGAGAAACCAUCGACUUCUGCUUUAAUUUUGGCUUCUAGGGACCAGAUAUCAUCCAUCAAGCUGUGAAACUAAAAUCUCCUCCACUAAAAAUAAUGGGGUUUAGGGUACUUAGUUUUUAGACUAAUAUUUCAUUGAUAUAUUUCUACUUCUUCCAUUGUAUGCUGAGCAUAUAAAUAACCAUCUAUUUUAUGGGAAUUUGUGCCUUUAAAAGCCUUUGUAAAUCUAAACCCACCUUUCAGAGGUUAUUCAUCUUUUUACCUUUUCUACGUUUCCUACUCUUUUUUCUAAAAGAUAUUUUUUUGCAUAUUUCCUUUCGUGGGGAGGGGCGGGGAGGGACACGCUGGGCUGGGGGAAAAGACAAAAAAAGCUCAUUUUUAUGCAAUCUAUUUUUCUGUAUAAAGUUUGAAAGACUUUUGGUUGUUACUGAUCUGUUCUCUUCACUCGCUUCUGACUAAGCAAUGCUAACUUUUGUACAGAUCCAUUUGAUAAAAUUAAAAAGUGCUUUUUAUCAAG